Molecule: messenger RNA, 507 nt
Organism: Tetrahymena thermophila SB210
Lineage: Eukaryota; Ciliophora; Oligohymenophorea; Hymenostomatida; Tetrahymenidae
Product: transmembrane protein, putative
Exons: 2
Source: RefSeq, a predicted model, not a curated record
AUGGAAGACUUGAAUUAAAAAAAGGAGUAGCAAAAUAAAGAUUAGCUGAAUUUAUAAAAGCAAGAAGAAAGAGAGUCUGCUUUUAAGAAGCUUUACAAGGAUUAUGUCAAUUAAAAAUAGAAUGAAAUCAAUUUAUACAACAUAUUUAAGAAUAAUGUAUUAUUGGAAGAUUUUACAUAUUCUAGAAGGUCCGCGCUAGCAUUCAUAUUUGUUCCUACUUUAUUGAAUUUAUAUUAUAUUUGGAAACCCUAUAGCCCUAUGAAGAAUACCUUCAGAAUAGGCACAAUUAUAGGCUGCUUUCUCCACUUCAAUUAUGCUUUGAAAAAGGAUUUUAGAGAGUUAGUAAAGAAAGAUACAGAACUGGCUAAUAAAGCAAGACUCUACGCUUAAAAUAUUAGUAUAAAUAAUCUUUCAGUGAGAUCAUUCUAGAAGGAAACUAAUGAAAUCGCAGAUAAAAGAAAGCAAAAAAUAGAACCAGUACAAGUUUAAGAUAUCCAAAACAAAUGA